UUCCAUGAGACUGCACCUUGUCAUUAUCAAAUAUCAAAUACCAUGAAGGGUAUUUUGGAAAUCUGCUUACACAUCUUCCUGAAAGUUAUAUUCCUCUCUGCUGUUAUUCAAUCACAAUGCUAAAAGGAAAACCAGGCAGAGAUUCUGAAAUUCCAACUUGCAGAAAAAUGAACAGAUAACCCCAUGACAUAAAAUCCCACCUCAGUAUAAAUAGACAACAAUGGGAGCUUUAAACUCAUUAACAGAACAAAGAAAAAACCAAGAUUUUCUUCUAAACAAAAAGACCACAUUCCCAAAAGCCAUGGAUAUGAAUGCAGUGAAAGGGUUGGUAGCUGAGAAGCCAGUAGUGAUCUUCAGCAGGAGCCAAUGCUCAAUGAGCUAUACAGUAAAGACACUUAUAUCAAGCUUCGGGGCCAAUCCUACUGUGUAUGAGCUUGAUGAGAUACCCAAUGGGCGUCAUAUUGAGACACUCCUGAUUCAACUCGGAUGCCAGCCAUGUGUGCCUGCUAUUUUCAUUGGGCAGAAGUUAAUUGGUGGUGCCAGAGAGCUCAUGAGCCUGCAGGUCAGGAAUGAGCUUAUGCCAUUGCUCAUGAGUGCCAGAGCUAUAUGGGUUUGAAACAAAAGCUGCAAUCUCAGCACAAAACUCUUGAGAAAUUUGCUGAUAAUACAUGUCUUAUCUUUUCUACUUUCUUUCUUCUUUUUUGUUGGUCCGUUUGGGGGACUCUUGACUCUAUUUUGACUUCCAAAGUUAAGAAUUGAGAGCACUUUUUACCCUCUUUUGUUCUUCAUGUCACACAUGCUGAUCAUGUUGAAUAAAGAGGGGUUUCCUUAUGGCAUUUACAAGACACAUAAUGAAUCAAAACGGCUCAUGUUUUCUUUCUCCAAAUAUGUGAUCUUCUGCACCUUUAGAGACCUAACAUGUAAUAAAGCAUAUGAUAUGAUGAAAGUGAAUAGAAAAUGAUCGUGAAAAUAAGGUUAGUUUCU
Molecule: messenger RNA, 984 nt
Organism: Benincasa hispida (wax gourd)
Lineage: Eukaryota; Viridiplantae; Streptophyta; Magnoliopsida; Cucurbitales; Cucurbitaceae
Product: monothiol glutaredoxin-S1
Source: RefSeq, a predicted model, not a curated record